AUUGGUGCUACAUUGUUAUCACAUAUCUUAUUUUUAGUGUUCUGAUUCGGUUGAAGAAGUUUGAACUUUUUUUUAUUUUUUUUAUUCAUUAGUUGUUUGGUUGAUGAGUAUUGAAUCAGAUUCAUUUGGUAGAGAAGUAUUGAUUGUAGUUUACUCAGCUUACACUUGUAGUUAGGAUUACUACUUGUUUGAUUUCAGCUUAAAUUUAUGCUAUGGAACUUUAGAUUUGUGUGUACUUGAUUAGUAGAAUCAAGGGCUGUGUUUAUAUAUAAGCAAAUUAGGAGAUAUGAAGGGAAGGGUUUUAAGGUGGAUCUUAGGUUUUUUUUCAGAAUGAGAUUUAGGGAUGCAGAAAAUGAUCUUUUGUUAACUGUAUUGAAUUGAUUUUCUUGGUUUAGAUUGUGGUUUACUGAGUUUGAAAAAUGGGAGUUGAAAAAGAAGGGACUAGAAGUGGAGGUAGUUUUUUCCACUUAUUUGAUUGGACUUCGAAAUCGCGAAAGAAAUUAUUUGCAUCCAAAUCAGAUUUACCAGAGUCUUUGAAACAGGAAAGGAAAUCUAAUCACAAUGGGGCAAUGAGACAUCCCUAUCUGGUGGAUGAAGAUGACAAUGGUGUAGGGGAAUUUGUUAGAGGAAGUUGUGAUCAUAGUUAUGCUUCAUCUGUUACAAGUGAUGAAACGUCGGGAACAAGAGCUCCUAAUGUAGUUGCGAGGCUUAUGGGAUUAGAUUCUUUGCCUCCUUCUGGUUUCUCUGAUCCCUACUCUUCUCCAUAUUUUGAUACCAGAUCCCUUCAAGACGAGGCUCAAUUCCUUAGGAAAAAUCAUGAGGAACUGAGAGUAUUGAAGGGAUCUGGUAUAAUGGAGGCUCAGCCUCAGAAGACGGUUAUUAGGCCGAUUGAGAAGUUUCAGAAAGAAGUAUUACCUCCGAAGUCAGCUAAAUCGAUUCCAGUUACGCACCAUAAACUUUUGUCCCCUAUUAAGAAUCCCGGCUUUGUUCCGUCCAACAAUGCUGCUUAUAUAAUGGAGGCUGCUGCGAGAAUUAUCGAACCUGGGUCUUCCCAAGCAAAGGCUAAAGCACAUAUGGCAUCAUCGACAGUCUCAUUGAGGGUUAAAGAUCUUAGAGAUAAGUUAGAUUCUUCGCAAAAAGGGCCUCUAAUUGGGACAUCUUCCGUAGCUUUUAGGACUCGAGAGCUUAAAGAAAGAAGAGACAUUUCUCAAAGAACAAGCAGGGUUUCAGAACCUUCUCAAAAGUCAUCAUCAGCCGAAUUGAAUGCUACAAAGUAUUUAAAGGGACAGUCUUUAAACAGAAGCUGGAAUGGAACCGCGGAAACAUCCGUCAAGUCUCCUACACAUGCAGAAGAAGAUACUUCUUUGAAGAAUAAGGGGAAAUCCGCUUCUUUGAACAGAAGCUGGGAUGGAACUGCGGAAACAUCCGUCAAGUCUCCUACACAUGCAGAAGAAGAUUCUUCUUUGAAGAAUAAAGGGAAAUCUGUUUCGCUUGCAAUCCAAGCAAAAGUGAAUGUUCAAAGAAGGGAAGGUUUGAGCUCUACCGGUGGCAGAAGUUUGAUGAACCAAAAAGAGCAUCUCGACGCGAAAUCAAAUCAGCCACCUAAGGCAAAUGCUCAGAAAAAUUUGCAUAGGAAAUCUUCUUGCCAGAAUUCUUCUUCUAAUGUUCUCAGGCAGAAUAAUCUGAAACAGAACCAUUCAAUGGAUAUGAACGACAAAUUAAUACCAACUAAGCCGUUGGUUCCCAAUUCACAAGGUAGAAAAGUUAUAACUGGAGAUUCCUCUUACGGCCGGCAUAGAAGCUCUAAUGGUAAAUCCACCGCGAAAUCUAAAACUGGAUUGAAAAAGUCAGCCGUGGAGGUGACAGAUAGCGAAAACGAAAUUCUAUAUACCCGCACAAACAAUUUCCCUAGAAAGAAAAGGACUACAGACAAGGACUGGAACGAUAGAGUUGUGGAUAAUUUGUUCAUCGAUAAAACUCCAAAGCCUGUUAAGCAUGAAGAAGUGAAAAAGAAAGACAUGGACGUAGUUUCCUUCACAUUCACUACACCGUUAACAAGGAGCAGCAGUCCAGGUUUCGAGACACCUCGACAAGGUGUAAAGAAUACUAAUGAUCUUUCAUUGGAUCAACGCAUUAAAAGAGUGUUGCUUGACGCAGACAGUUCGAGGUCUCCGAUAGGAUAUAAUGUAAUUGGUGGUGACGCCUUAGGUAUACUUUUAGAACAGAAACUGAGGGAAUUGACAAGUGGAGUUGAAAACUCAUCUUCCAGUGAUGUUUCUAAAGCGAGGCAACUUUCAAAUUCCGCACCAAUGUCAAAUGAUCAAGUAACCAACUUUAAUAUAGUAAACCUCAAUCCAAGAUUGCAGCUGAAGAAAGACCAAGACAUGUCGUUUUCGGACAGUCUAAGCAGUAGCCGUGGCUCUAACACAUCAUUCACCAAUCAUCAAGAAUCAUCAUUGAAACAACAUAAAUCAUGGGGUGAUGAGAUGGAACCACUGUCAUCCAAUUGCCGACAACCAAGUCCUGUAUCCGUUCUUGAACCGUCUUUUUCAAUCGAAAGUUGUGAAUCCUCGAUGAGCAUGGACGUUACUAGUACAGAAGGAAGCAAGAUGUUUUCAUCUAUUCAAGCUCAGGAGAUCCAUGGCUUUAAUUUUUCGAGGAAAUUCUAUCCCUCAGAAUCCGACGCAGAGUUAUCUGAUUCAGCUUCUUCAACCUCGACCAGGACUAUGAUUAAGAAGCACGCGGAUACAUUUUGUAUGAAGUUUGGAAGAUCAUCAAGUACAUGGGAGCUAGAAUAUGUUAAAGAGAUACUAUGUAAUGUUGAGUUGAUGUAUAUAGAUUUUUCCCUGGGCCGAUCACGCGAGGUUGUGAACUCGCAUCUGUUCAGUCAGUUGGAAAGCCGAAAGGGAGGUUUCAAGAGCGAUGACGAAUCGAGGAUAGAAAGGAAAGUUAUAUUUGAUAUUGUGAGUGAAUGUAUGGAUUUGAGAUGCAGGAGUUAUGUAGGAGGAGGAUACAGAAUGUGGAGUAAAGGGUUUGAAAUGGUGAGAAGAAAAGAUUGGUUGGCAAAAGAUGUGUACAAGGAGAUUUUGGGGUUGAGAGGGAUGAGAGAUUCAAUGGUAGAUGAGCUUGUGGACAAGGAUUACCAAUAUGAAAAGUGGUUGGAUUAUGAGGUUGAUGCUUUUGAAUUUGGUGAAGAAGUUAUGGAUCAAAUUUUUGAUUCUUUGGUUGAUGAUGUUUUCUAUGAAAUGUUGCAAGUUUAAAUUAAACACUUUGAUUAUUGAUUUUCUGGCUGUUUGGUUGAAAUUGAAAUCAUUGUUGUUUUCUUAUUUAUUCAUUCAUGGAUGUUGUAUUAUCAAGAAUUUAUAAAUAUAAUUAUAGGUAUUUUCUA
Lathyrus oleraceus (garden pea) is the source of this 3388-nucleotide messenger RNA. RefSeq lists its product as uncharacterized. NCBI's taxonomy places the organism in Eukaryota, Viridiplantae, Streptophyta, Magnoliopsida, Fabales, Fabaceae. The transcript is spliced from 5 exons. The record is from RefSeq and is a predicted model, not a curated record. The coding region runs from base 420 to 3260 and encodes 946 amino acids.